AAACGGAGGAUCAAAUUCGGAUGGCGCGGCUUGGUAAUGAUCCACGCAAUUAAGGCGCACUUGAAAAGGCUCCAUCGGUUGCGUGUUUGACAGCCCAAGCUGUCAGCGACAUGACCAGCGUGUAUACAGUGAACUCAUGUCACCCGUGCUGGCACUCUACUGGUGUCGCCAUCCGUAAUGACAAGUUAAUUGAAGUUGACUGGAACCAUGACGUGUAGCAGCCACUGAAAGUUACGCGCCUCCCAAGCGCGGACAAAACACCAAGUCACGUGCACGUUAUCAAGUCUAUCAGGCGAUCUUCCAAACUCAAGCAAAGGUCUUAAUCUCGCGCGGUAAAGUGCAAGCCGCCGAACAGGUUCUUCCUCGCCUCACGGUUACGAUCGCAAUACAGAUAAUUCGAUAGUACUCCGAUAUAUUACAUCUUUCGAGGCACACCGUCACCAUGUCAUCACGAAAGCCCGCCGAUGUGGCGUCGAAGGAGCGCAAUGAAUAUAUUCCGUCUUUCAUCUCAAAGAAGCCGUUCUAUAUAGAUGACGAUUCCACAAAUGAUUAUCUGGAGCAUCAACGUCUACAAAAGCAGACUACAGAGCAAUCGAAGUGGUAUGAGCGCGGAAAGCGUGCCGGUCCAGCUGCGACCAAGUAUCGAAAAGGCGCGUGUGAGAACUGUGGUGCGAUGACCCACAAAACAAAGGAGUGCCUUAGUCGGCCUCGGAAGCAGGGUGCGAAGUGGACCGGUAAAGAUAUUCAGGCCGACGAGGUGGUGCAGAACGUCGAUAUGGGAUGGGAUGCCAAAAGAGAUCGAUGGAACGGCUACGAUGCCAGCGAAUAUCGCCAGGUGGUAGAAGAGUACGAAGAGCUUGAAAAGCUCAAACGAGUAACCGGACAAAACAAGAUUACAGAUGGUGAAGAUGAGGAAGGAGGUGCGGAGGAAGAGGCACGGUAUGCUGAAGAAUCUGAUAUGGGAAGACAGCAAAGCACAGCUACUCGAAAUCUACGUAUUCGAGAAGACACUGCGAAAUACUUGUUGAACCUCGAUCUUGACUCGGCGAAAUAUGAUCCCAAGACACGACGGAUGGUGGAUAUGGGCGCUCAGGAAGAUCAAGCCGCAGCCCUUGUUGCUGAGGAAAAUUUCGUUCGCGCUUCCGGCGAUGCGGCGGAGUUUGAAAAAGCUCAAAAAUAUGCCUGGGAAGCUCAGGAAAGCGGUCGGCAGAAGAUUCACCUGCAAGCAAAUCCGACGUCUGGAGAGAUCUUACGGAAGAAAGAACAGGCAGAUACUGAAGCUAAACGUCAGGCCCAGCGUAAAGCACUUCUGGAGAAAUAUGGUGGUGAGGAGCAUCUGGCUCCGACACCGCUACGAGAUACCAUGGUCGUUGAAAACGAAAGGUUCGUUGAGUAUGACGAGACCGGGGCGAUUAAGGGCGCGCCGAAGAAAGCAGCCAAGUCAAAGUACCCGGAGGAUAUCCUCACCAACAACCACACUUCCGUAUGGGGCAGCUGGUGGCACAACUUUGAAUGGGGAUAUGCUUGCUGUUACUCCACGGUGAAGAACAGUUACUGCACCGGCGAAGAUGGAAAGAGGGCAUUCGAAGAGGCAGAUAAGAUGUUGAUGCUAGAAGCCGUCGGUGGAGCAGAUGAGCAGCCUGAAGCUGAAACCGAAGAUGUAGUAGAACGUCCGAACCAAGAGCAGGACAUUGACGAUAGGAGAGCAGAGGACUCCGGCACCAAGUCGAAAAAGAGGACGUUGAUGGAGGUACAAUCUGGUAUCACCGAGGAGGAGUUGGAGUCGUAUAAAAAAAGCCGUCUCGCGGCAGAUGAUCCUAUGGCUAAGUUCAUAGGGAACGACAUCCUUGAACAGUAAACUAUAUGGUUCCCUCCAGCUUUCUUCGAUUCUACUUAGUCAUUAGAGCAGUUCAAUAUGGGGCGCCGGGCGCUUUUGAUGAAAUACCCUGUAAACAGUGUAUAAUAUAAUUUGUUACUUUAUAUAGCUAUUUUGAAAGUCCUCGGGGAGAAUAGAAAAAAAAAGUUAAAGAAGAAGAAAA
Molecule: messenger RNA, 2039 nt
Organism: Aspergillus caelatus
Lineage: Eukaryota; Fungi; Ascomycota; Eurotiomycetes; Eurotiales; Aspergillaceae
Gene: slu7
Product: mRNA splicing protein SLU7
Exons: 1
Coding region: 443-1858 (471 amino acids)
Biological process (GO): mRNA splicing, via spliceosome
Cellular component (GO): spliceosomal complex
Molecular function (GO): pre-mRNA 3'-splice site binding
Source: RefSeq, a predicted model, not a curated record